GCCUAUGAAGAGAAGAGAAAAUUUAGUCAGGAGAAGAGAGAAUUUAGUCAGGAGAAGAUAGAAUGUAGUCAGGAGAAGAUAGAAUUUAGUCAGGAGAAGAUAGAAUUUAGUCAGGAGGAGACGAAAUUUAGUCAGCAGAAGAGAGAAUUUAGUCAGGAGAAGCUAGAAUUUAGUCAGGAGAAGAUAGAAUGUAGUCAGGAGAAGAUGGAAUUUAGUCAGAGAGGUAGCCAGGAGAUAAGAGAGUAUAAUCAGCAGAAGAGAAGUAGUCAGGAGAUAAGAGACUAUAAUCAGUAG
This is a messenger RNA of Lottia gigantea (owl limpet), 294 nucleotides long. RefSeq lists its product as hypothetical. The record is from RefSeq and is a predicted model, not a curated record. Lineage: Eukaryota; Metazoa; Mollusca; Gastropoda; Lottiidae. The annotation marks the transcript as partial. The transcript has a single exon.